This is a messenger RNA of Aspergillus versicolor CBS 583.65, 2085 nucleotides long. RefSeq lists its product as uncharacterized. Gene Ontology annotation, molecular function: protein binding. The coding region runs from base 1 to 2085 and encodes 694 amino acids. The record is from RefSeq and is a predicted model, not a curated record. The transcript has a single exon. Lineage: Eukaryota; Fungi; Ascomycota; Eurotiomycetes; Eurotiales; Aspergillaceae.
AUGCUUGUUCCCGAGCCCCCGGUGAAGUUAGAGGGACAUUGCUCCGUGAUUCAUGAAAACACUCUUUACACCUACUCCGAAAAUGGCUUCGCCGCUAUUCCUCUCAAGCGCGACGGCGGAUGGACCGAACCUCCCACGGAGGGAGCUGAGCUAGUCUCGAAAGCAGCUUGUGUUAUAGGCGGUGUUGAUGGAAACGAACACCAAAAAGCGCUAUAUGUAGUUGGAGGGACAUCGUCAAAGUCAAAGAAUUCAAAGACGCCAGCUCUUCAACGAUACACUUUCAAAGAUAGGAAGUGGAAAUCUAUUUCUUUCGAUCAAGCCAACCUCGUCAACCGGACAUCCCACAGCGCUGUCUACCUGGAAUCCAUUUCCACGAUCGUGGUAUAUGGUGGCAGUAUGACAGACUCAGAGCAGAAGUCGGCUGACUCGUUUUCCGUAACGACCGGGCCGGAAUACAUUCUUGACUCUAUGACUGGAAAAUCCCCGGCGAUUUUGCCCGCGCUUUUUGCCUGGGACGAUGAAACCGCUGUUUUGUUCGGAGGUGAUACUACUGAAACCAGGACGCAGUUUUGGUCCAAGGGUGAUGGACACUGGAACCUAGGCGAGCAAAACUUGACGUCAGAAUUGCCAGAGGCGAAGACUGCCCUUCUCACUAGAUCCAACGGAGAAAAGAUACUGCAGACUUUCGAUACCAGCGCUUCACCAGUCACAGUCAAGCAGUUGUUCAAGUCAAAACAAUCCGAUUCCUCCAAGAAGCAGGAAAGAGCCGCCAACGAUAUGCCGAAGUAUGAUGAUUCUCUUGCACCUACCACAACUGCAGAGGGCGCCUCGUUGGCCCAGAGUUACGGCUCAGACGACCAACUUGUGGUGUUAUCAGGUGGUGGCGGUACCGACUCCUUGUCCAUCUUCAACCAAACCUCGAACAGCUGGGUGAAUUCAACCAAACUGUUCUAUGGUGACAAAACCGAACAAGAGAUUCUUGGAUCAAUAACACCCACAUCGUCCUCACAACCUUCGCCCACCACAUCAGAAUCCUCGACACCGUCAGAGCCGGUAGGCGGCAGCGGCGGCUCAAGUAACGAUAACGUUGGCGUGAUUCUUGGUGCAGUUUUGGGAAGUCUUGCAGGCGUUGCCAUCAUCCUUGUGCUUAUACUAUUCUAUAUCAGGAGGAAGAAGGAGAAGAUGAGACAGGCGGGCGGUCUGGACAAGGACCGACUGAGCUUCCAGGACCAGGGUGUAGAGCCCCUGGCUCGCUCAGCCUACCCCAUGGCCGAGAGUCCUGCACCGAGAGCAGCUGGGUCCAUGGAUUCGUUAGCCAUCUUCUCAGGAAAUAUGGGAGAUGAAAAGGCCCCCAAACCCGCUGGCUCUCUUCCACAGCACAUGCAAAAGUCUCAGCCCGCACGGCCUAGUCCGCUCAACAACAUCCAUUCCAGCGACGGCGAUGAUAAAGCCAUUGAAGCAGGCGCAUCCGCUGUACGCCCUGGUGACCGCACGACCGAUGAAGGCUGGGGUAAAUACUUCCAGGACAACCACACAACCCCGACCCUGGUUGGCAUGCAGUCUCCUUUCGACUCGACGCGCGAUUCAAAAGCCACCAUAUGGCCUGGAAAUAACAAUACGAACUCCCUCCCGCCUUUGGACACAAACUUCCUCCACCAGCCCACCCCAUUAGGGCGAGUCAACAGCGGCAGCCCCACAGCAGGAGUCGCGACAUCCGUUGUAGACGGCAGGCAGAUCGUGAUCGCUGAGGGCCAGUCAGCCAGGAUCUCCAGUGCCGACUCUGCCAGCAUAGUCUCAGAGGAGGACCCGGAGCGGUAUAACCCUAUCCGUGAACACAGCUGGCUCGGUCGUCCCCCAAGCAGUGCCUACAGCAGGAGCUUUUACAACCCACAUAGCAGCACGCGGGAACUUCCUUCCACAGCCGUCCCUUCUACAGCUACCCCCUCGACCGUUGACUACAGAAAGCACGACUCGGCUCGCACCAACACGCGAGGCUCCAGUGUUCUCAUCCCUGAUGGCCAGCCGCUCCCACGAAACAACGUCAACUCGGAUAUGAGUUGGCUGAACAUCCACGCCGAUCGAUAA